AUUUCUCAGUUAGUGUGCUGUGUUGAGGUUUUGGAAAAUGUGGCAACGCAUUUUGUGUUUCUUUCUUGCGGCACGUUGUGCAGUCGCGGUGGACAAUGAUGUGGAGAAGCUUUUCCGGGAUAUGGAGGUAGUGUCUGAUAUACUGGAUGAACCGCCCAAGGAGAUGUUGAAGAUUGAAUAUAAUGACGGCUUAGACGUGGGCAACGGCGAGGAGUUCACACCCACUCAAACCAAAGCCGAACCCAAGCUGUAUUGGACAUCCGAGCCAGAUGCAUACUAUACAGUUAUCAUGGUUAAUCCGGAUAUACCAACGCGUCAGAAUCCGCUGUUGCGCGAAUGGCUACACUGGUUGGUUGUCAAUGUACCGGGUGUCGACAUCGCCAAGGGUGAUAUCAUAGAUCCCUAUAUUGGGCCGAUGGCACCUAAAAUGAGUGGCGUACUACGUUACGUGUUUCUUAUUUACAAGCAACCCGGUAAACAAGUGUUCGAUGAAGCCAAGAUUACCAACACCGAUGUUACCGGUCAUGAGAAGUUCUCUUCCAUGGGCUUUGCUGGGAAAUAUAACAUGGAACUGGUGGCUGGCAACUUGUUUCAAGCGCGCUGGGAUGAACUUGUGCCCAGUUUGCAUAAACAAUUUGGUAUAAGUUUAUAAUAAGUGAAAGCACAUGAAAAAUAUUUGAAAAAUAGUCCGUAUUAUGCGUCAGAUUCUUUUCUUGGCAUAAUCGAGUUUUUGUAGAGUGUAAUUAAAGGUGGCAGUAUAAACAGUGUUUUAGUAAAGGAGAAGCUAAAAAAAUAUAUAUUUUAGUUAGGCAUUUGUCAAUUUUUGAAGCUUGUACUUGGUUUGUUUUGGAAUUAGCUGGAAUAUGGGUGAAAGCAUAAGUUUGUUUCAGAAAGUUCCUAAUCAUUGUCUUUUAUAUACAUUUAUUAUAUACGUAUUUAAUUUGUAGUUGUAUUUUUAUUUAAUAAAUGCUUAGCCUCUUUGACGAACAUUCCAAAAAUA
Molecule: messenger RNA, 1000 nt
Organism: Bactrocera neohumeralis
Lineage: Eukaryota; Metazoa; Arthropoda; Insecta; Diptera; Tephritidae
Product: putative odorant-binding protein A5
Exons: 2
Coding region: 38-652 (204 amino acids)
Source: RefSeq, a predicted model, not a curated record